AGAAAUAGGAAUAUAUCUAACCACAUUUUAGUGCGUGAAUGUGAAACUAAUCAAGCCGGAUAGCUAGGGAUGAAUUGAUAUUAAAUACCAAAGAAGAAUUGUACACGACGAAAUGCUUCGUCCGAUGUCGCGGUUUUUACCGGCCUGCCUCAUGGUGAUCAUCCUGAGCCUGACGGGGCUCUGCCUCAGCACCUAUUUCAGCAGCAACUAUAAUGGACAUGGUCACGUCACUGUACUCAAGACCGCGCUCUGCAAAGGGGUCUUCCACUACGGCUUCAUGAGCUUGCCCAUGGCAUGCUAUGAACUAAUUGACCGACCAACGAGUGGAGGCAGUGAGGGGAUUUUUGUAAACGGGAUCCUCAUUUCCAAGGAGUAUAGUCAACCUGAAUACCUCACUGAUAAUGCAACUUUGAAUCCUAAUGAUGAAAAGAGUUUGAAAGCAAUUUACCACAAUAAGUCAAUGACAAGUAGAGGGAUUGUUAGAGCCAUGGCUGAGACAACAUUGGAACUGCCUGAUUCAGGGUCUUCUGAGGCUGAUCAAGAUUCAAGUGUUGACUUUUCCAACCUCUACAUUGCUGUAAUACAGUGUUUUGCCAUUAUUCUUUGUGGGUAUGUUGCUGGUCGAAGCAACAUCAUAUCCCAGACAGAAGCCAAGGGUCUUAAUACAUUUGUAAGCUACUUCUCUCUCCCUGCCCUGAUAUUCCUGUCCCUUGCUAAACUGGAUUUCAGCUCCGUCAACUGGUUGUUCCUCUGUUCCAUCUGCCUGGCAAAGAGCGUAGUGUUUGUGCUGGUGGCCAUCAUCACUUUACUUGUCCAUCGACCUACUGACUUCAGCAAGGCUGGACUUUAUGCCAUCUUCUGCACCCAGAGCAAUGACUUUGCUCUGGGCUACCCUAUAGUGAAGGCUCUGUAUGGAGUCACUCAUCCAGACUACCCAUCAUACCUGUACCUGCUGGCACCCAUCUCCCUGGUCUUCCUCAACCCAGUGGGCUUUGUGCUCAUGGAGGCUGGCAAGAAUAUUAAAGCAGCCCAAAGGAACAAACGAUCUUCCACAGCAAACCGUCCAGCAAACUCUUUAGACAGCGACAACAUAAGUUGUUCUUCAGAUGCCACCUCCAGCACCACCACCACCACCACCAGUUCAGAACAGCCCCUUGAGAUAAGCAACGUCAUCAGGGAGACUAGAAAUAUGAGAUCUUCGUUCAAGAAAUUUCAGUUCCUGAGGAAAACAAUUCAAGGCAUCCUCCUUAACCCAGUGGUUACAAUGUCUAUACUGGGCAUUGUUUGCAACGUCUUGUUCAAGCAUCAUCUUCCGCAGCUCCUGGAGGGCACGCUGUCGGUGUUGGGCCAAGCAUUCAGUGCAAGCGCCUUGUUUGCCCUGGGGGUGCGCAUGGUGGGGCAGGUGGCCGCUCUCAGAGGCUCCUCGCUGGUCGUCCCUGGCAUCCUCAUCGCUGUCAAGACGUUGAUGCUGCCGUUAGUGUGUCGGGAGUUUGUGAGCUUAUUGAAGCCUGGCGGGGACAACUUAAACGUCACUAAAGACUACGGCAACUACGGCUUCCUGUACGGCACCUUCCCUACGGCCCCCUCUGUCUUCGUCUUCGCCUCGCACUACAACAUACAGCCUGACCUGAUGGCUAGCAGCAUGGUGGCGGUCACGUUCUUGUCGGCACCUCUGAUGCUGGUCUCCGCCAAGAUGGUGGCGCUGGUGCACAUCAAUCCGCUCUACUAUGUCAGUGAACUCGAGACCUUCCUGCUGCAAGUCAGCCUCGUCGGCCUCAUCGCCUCCUUGUGGGUUGUGGUCGUGUUUCUGCUGUGCCGCAAGUGGCGACAAGUUCCUCACUGCAUCACCCUCUGCCUCGCUGCCUCUCAGUGCAUCGCGUCUCUAGGUGCACUGCUGUGGUCGGUGCUGGACUGCACGCAGACGUGGCAGUUGUACCUGCAGUUCUGCCUCGUCACCUUCGGCGUGUUCUCUUCCCGCUUCUUCACGGCGCUGUUGGCGGCGACGCUCUUCCUCCUGCGCUGGCGCUCCCUCAGCUUUGUGCUCUCCUUGCGCCCUGUGCUGCUCGUCAUUGGAUGGGGCGUGCCUGGCGUGCUGGUGCUGGUGCUGGUGAUGGUCGUGCAGCGCGAGAUGGACCUCGCAGACAAGCAGGACCUGAACUUCCAGUACGGCACCACGCAGGCCGUCGUCGCGCUCCUGCUCCUCUGGUUCACUUUAUUCACCACGAUCGUGUGCCUGAUCCUGCAGCAGCGUCAGCAGAAGCGCUACGAGCCCUACUCGUCCCUGGCCGACGCCCAGUCCCCUGAAGACGUCGCCCCACUCAACCGUCAAGCUCCUGGCGACGACGAAGGUAUUGGUCACACUGUAUCUGAUGGUUCUGACGUGGAGGUGACGUCUUCUGAUUCAGAUAGCCUGUUCAGCCCGACGCAUGAGCUACGCCCGGCAUCUGGGGGGUCGAAGCAUCAUCGACUCUCUCCAAGAAGCCAUUCUUUGUUAAAACCUCGCAGUUUUGCAACGGCUUCGAAUAAGGAUGAAGAUAUUCCAGCCACUAAUUCAUGGGAAGAUACUAAUCAAUCCUGUAAAGUAUUAAUUGGCGAAGACCCUGAAUCUGAGCUACAUAUACCGGAUGGGCAAGUCCAUAGUAUGUCUGGUGCUGAGACAGAAACUAUUCGUAGGCAUCCAGUAGACGUUGUCACGUCAAACGCUGACAGUCAUUCGUAUUCUGAAAACAUAUCAGCGGGACCAACGAACAUUCACGAGGCACCGUCAGGCGACUCAUUGUACCGACAAUACCAGCCUCACACGACACGCCUCACAAUACCACAAGAGAGCUCAAUCUUGCGCGACCGCGACGAUGAGUUCCAAAUGAUGCGUCACGUUGUGCUGCUGUUGUUCCUGUGCGGUUCCAUGAUCGUAGGCUUCGGCUUGUGCCUGUGGACGCUCGUCAGCGAUGACGUGUCUGGGGUGUACAUUGAGAUGGUUUUCCUGGACGCGGUUCUCAACUAUGGACAAGGACUCAUCACGGCUGCGAUCUUUGGUUUGGACUCUACGCUGAUCGUGUUACCUUUAAUGAGAUGGUACAGGCGAGUACGAUAUGGCACAAGCACCGUGCAGUUGCCGCCUCUCAGUGAAGUAUCUGCGGAACACCUGCAGAUCUGUGAGCAGUUCACGAGGUAUCAUAUGGACCAGUGCUGCAGGGAUAUUGUCAGGAACCGACAGUGGAGGCUGCAGAAGCUCAAGAGCGUUUUUGCCGGACAGGAACUCGUUGAUUGGCUACUCAUGGUCGGACUCUCCAACGAUCGCACUCAUGCCGUCAGGUAUGGGCGAGCGCUGUUGACAGGGCGCGUUAUUCAUCACAUCAACGACGCGCACCAUUUCCACGACCAGCCGCUCUUCUAUUCGUUCUGCCACACCAGCCGGAAUGCCGCGCACCAUCUGGAAUGAUCGAAUCUGCUCAACAUUUCGGGAAUUUCGGAAUGGAAAAUAGCAAAGUUUUCUGUGAAUUCAAAACGUCGAGGUACCCGAGGAAUCAAAUUAGCAAGGUUAUCCCUAUAUUCAAAACUUCGAGGGAGUAGGGAACUGAUUAACAAGGUAGUGCGGGAUUGAUCCGAUGUGUGUUCAUCCUGAACUCUUAUUUUAAUUUAAAUACCGAUUUUAAGGAGAGAUACGUGGAUAUUAAUAAACACUCAUUAAACGUGACGCACGGAGAUCUAAUCUAGCAGAGUACACAGGUUUUAUCUGCCUCAGGUACCCUGGAUAAUUUCGGGGAUAUGUAUAAGGUCUGGAAUCAAGGUAGUAGACAAUAUCCCGGUUGUUGUUUUCUGUCUCGAGAAGAAUCUUAAUUAAAAUUGGCGAUACCCUUCAUGCCUCGAACUGUUUCCAUUGAUGACCGGUCUAUUGAUUUUUGCCGUAAACUUGUAAAAAGCAUGGGUAAGGUGAGGGCAAUAUUUUGGGCAUAUGUCUUCUCGUUUGUUAUCAACAGUGUCUU
Messenger RNA from Hyalella azteca, 3986 nucleotides. It is a transcript of the gene anchor, whose product is annotated as integral membrane protein GPR155. The transcript has 17 exons. Lineage: Eukaryota; Metazoa; Arthropoda; Malacostraca; Amphipoda; Hyalellidae. The record is from RefSeq and is a predicted model, not a curated record. Gene Ontology annotation, biological process: intracellular signal transduction; transmembrane transport. Gene Ontology annotation, cellular component: membrane. The coding region runs from base 113 to 3442 and encodes 1109 amino acids.